AAUCACUACUGUAACAACCAAGCGAAGGCAAAUUUAAGUUUUAAGAGAGGAACCGAAGGGUCGACGACCAUCCGGAGCAGACCGGCGGGGUGAGGCGCAGCAGAAGCCCAGACCUGAACCACCCCAAUCGGCACCGCUGUCACUUUGAGCCCGGUUAAAACGGGUUUCAGUAAAUCCGAAGAACGCUGGCGUCGAUGAAACCUCGGUCGAGUAGAACACAAAAGGCGGGUGCUUAAGCUGAAGAAGUCUCACCCCGCAGCUCUUCUCCAGAGAGGGGUGAGACUCUGGAAGCCGCUCAGACGCGCUCUCCAGCGGGCUGCAGGCGUUCGCGUCCACCCCAGGUUCGGCCGAGCAGCCGGACGGUCCGCAGAUAGCGUCGGUUCCGGACCAGGUGGCGAUUCAAGAUGGCGAGCGAGAGUGCGCAGUGUAUACUAACACAGGUGGUGACGUCACAAUCGAGUCCGCCGCGUGUGUCUUCCUGCAGCCUGGAAAACAAGAUGUCGGCCCGGACGGAGCAGAACUGACGAAACACUCGGACCCAUGUCGCCACGGCUGGUCAUUCGGUGUGGCCGAGCAGUAAGAAGGUUGUCAUCGUGACUUUUCACUCAGAUGAAUCUGAAGUGGCGCCUGUCUGCACUUUAAAUGUCUCGGACCUGUUCAUGGCUUCUAAAAAGAAGCAGCAAGCUAUGGUGUUUGAACGGAUUGGAUCCAACAGCCCCUCAGUGGCGUCAGAGGCCUGGAGCUCACUGACGCCAACUGCCCUGAAACCCAGGAACACAAGUAAGGGCAGCGAUGGCACGGGCUGCAGACGGUCGGAUGUGUUCGGACGAUCCAACAUGCAUCCAACAAAGGAAAUGCCUGAGAAGUCUGGUCGACAACUUUCUACCAAACAUGAUGUACAUCCCAAAAAUCAAUCAGACAACCUGUCGCCAGACUGCUGCCGUCGAGGAAUCAAAGUCACUUUGGACAAUAACAACAUGUGGAACCAGUUUUUUAGAUGCAAAACAGAGAUGAUUGUGACUAAAGAAGGAAGCAGGAUGUUUCCAUCCUGUCGUUUUCGGGUUUCUGGCCUACAACCAUCCAAAAAUUACGUCUUUGUGAUGGACAUUCGGCCAGCUGACGACCAUCGGUACAAGUGGGACGGUACCAGUUGGAUAGCCGAUGGAAAAGCAGAGCGACACGUGAAGAGCCGGCCCUUUUUCCAUCACGAGUCCCCGGCAGUGGGCCAGCACUGGAUGCAGAACCCAGUCUCUUUUUACCAGAUGAAGCUCACAAGCAACAUUUUAGACCGAGACGAGAAGACUGUACUUCAUCCGGCUCAGCGCUACCUCCCUCGUCUUCAUGUGAUUCAAACUGACAAGGCUACUAAAGACUUGGAUCUGAAAGGUCCCAAUGUGGUCACCUUUGCUUUCCCGCAGAUGGAGUUCAUGGCGGUCACCGCGUACCAGAACAAGCAGUUUGUAAAGCUGAAGGUGGACUACAACCCUUUUGCUAAAGGUCUGAAAGACGACGGUGGGAACCUAUUGGGCCACCGACAGAAAGUUAAUGCAGGCACAGACUUGAGCAAAGAUGGAGGCCACUCAACUAAGGAGCAAUAUCCUAUGAAGAAGAGCCUAAAGUCUUUGCUAGCAAACCACAAACCUCGCAGCUCGAAACCUGCAGAUCCUUCAUUGACACCAGAAGUCCUGGAAAAGUCUGUUAACAGACCAGGGGUGGAGAGCUCUCCCAGAAGUUCCAGCGGUGGUACUCCUCCAGCACAAAAGCUCUUCUCUGACUUGAUCCGGGAGGCUCAUGUGGCAUUGAAGCGCUGUGAUGUGGACCAGUUGUGUGUCUCUGAGAAAGCCAGAGCACCCUCAGUGCAGAUCAGUUGUGACCAAGCCAAGCAAAGGAAUAUCAAAGAAUCGGCUCGGCAAUCGUCUCGUGAGCGAUCAACUAUGGAAGCUGUGGAGACCAGCACAGCUAAAAAGAAAGUAAAGGAGAUCAGGCGAGCUUCGAACUUGCACAAACACGAGGACAGGUUGCAAGUCAGUGAAGCACCUGUUCAAAAUUCAUCCAAACUCCAGGAACAGUCUGAGGCCAGUGCAAAGCCACUCAAGCGCCCUGCACCGCUACCUCUGCCGGCCCUUGCUCGCUUUCUCAAACAGCAUUCACUACAGUCCAAGAAGGCAAAAAACCAAGCGGAGCCUCCUCCUACCAACGCAGCUCCUAAAUCUGCAUUUCAACUUUCUUGUCCCCAGGCCAGAACCAUUCCGCACAAAGACUCGCAUACUGACACUACAAAAGUUCAAUUUGGGGAGUCUGCUCGUACAGAUCCUGAUCAGAAUUCUAUUGGUGGUGGACAAGCAAGGACAUCAAACUAUCAGUGUUCCAGUAUGGAGAAGGACAUGUCCAGCUCUGAUCGCUCUACCUCAGCUCUGCAGAGAUCCAGCCGACAUGGUUCUCCAGUGUUAGCUCAGUCAGAUCGACUGUGCGGUAACUUUGAGUCAACAUUAUGUCCAACUCCAUCUGGUUCUGGCACCUUGUCUGGACCUGGGGAGUCAUUGCUACCCAGUGUGUGCCUUCCACACUUGCCACCCGAGGCAGUGUCCACCACGCUACCCUCUAAACCCUACAUGCCUCUCCCUGAUCCCAACUGUUCUUUCAUGUUUGAGCCUUUGUCCCCAGCAAGUUCUCCUGAGCCGCUGCCAGCGUUACCGGUCUCUUUGGCUCUGGCCUUGGAUCCUAACUCCCCUGAGCAAGUGGCAAAGAGGCCUCACUCUGGUGAGAUGCUGGCGCGUGAGGACUCUGUGUUUAAAUGGCACACACUGCUGCCUCCCUCGGAGACCCCGUUCAUUGAUGUGUCGUACCCAACAUUUCAGCCAUCUCUUCAACAGCUUCCACUCCCGAUGACAUUGCACAACACACCACCUGCCUCACAGCCAAUUUAUCCUCCUCACAGUUCGAUCCCAUCAUUUCAAGACAACGAGCAGUCGCUCCCUUUUCCGGCAGAACUUUCUCCACUCGCUCUUCCGCUGGCUUUGUCCCCAACCUUCUCCUCUCUGGAUGGAGAAGGGCUGUCACCCACUCCCUCCAUUGCCGACCUUGUCCAGUUUUUCUCCAACACUGAUGAACUGGGGAUGGGAGUGGAGUUCCCUCCCACUGAGGAAGCUCCUCCUUCAUGCCUGCCCCCUAUAUCUGUUGAGAGCACUGCAACUGAGGUGCAACAGCAGGUGAAAGUUGCCGCCAAAACUUGUAAGACAAAAAAGAAAAGCCGCUCACGAAAACUGGACAAGCCCAGUGUGGAUGAUGAGCUGCAUGAGUCCGACACCACCAUGAGACCAAACAUGGAGGAAGUAGAGGAGCAGCUAUUUAUCUCCUUUACGUCAAAGGAGGCUCUCAAGCUUCACAUACCAGGUUCCCCGGAAGACCCCGAACCAGUUGCUGAAGAUGAUAUUAGGACUGAUAAUCUACCACAGGUGGAAGUUCAACCACCACUGUGGGCUGAAGUUCAAUCUCAGCCAGUGUCACCUAAACCAGAGGCCCACAGUCAAUUACAAGCGCUGACCAAUGACUCACCACAACCUCAGAAAACAGAGCUGGAGUCUGAGAUCCAACCAGGACCAACAAAUGAGGCUCAGCUACCUUUGCAGACUGAAGGUUCACCACAACCACCAAGUCAGACUGAGGCGCUGCUGUCCACCGAGGCCGGACAACCACUGCAGAACGAAGCUCUUCCUGAGCCCUUAAUUGAGCGUCCAACAGAAAGGAGGCCACCCAAGGGUCCACGAAGAUCUAAGUUUAAGCAAGUUCCGGUCGAGAGAGAAACUGAAGUUGCAGAAGUGGAAGGACACCAGGAGGACGACCAGACCAUCAUAGCUGCAGAGAAGAUACUUCUGAGGGAUGUGAAGCUGAUGAGGCACAGACAGAUCAUCCACCCAGUCCUACAGGAGGUGGGACUCAAGAUGAAUCUGCUGGACCCGACUCUGACCAUUGACCUGCAGUACCUCGGCGUCCGUCUGCCCAUCCCCCCACCUGGUGUCCCCCUGCAACCACCUACCCAGGAGGAGCCUCUAAAGCAGAGUGUUUCUCCUGUGUUUGUAUCCAGGACUGGUAAAGCAUCAGAUGUGACUCAGAUCAAGGGCUGGAGAGAGAAGUUCACUCCAUCAGAGCCUUCGGCAUUUCCUGAAGCCGACAAGCCUGAAGCACCUCCCGUCACACCGGAGACCACCAAGAAGAACUUGUCUGCCUUCUGCAGUGACAUGUUGGACGAGUACUUGGAGAACGAGGGCAAACUGAUCGACCAGCGUGCCGCCAGCUUCUCUGACAACCUGGUGGAGGCGCCACCGUUCCAGUUGCCACUCAACAACAGCCUCAGUCGGCCGCUCAACACCCCCCUGAGCUCAAGUUCCUCACUCAUAUCUGGCUUUGUGCCUCCCUCCAAAAGACCCAAACUUCCCACCAGAGAACCCAAAAUUUCCCGCAAAGGAGAGAGGAAACAGAAGAUCUUAAAGAAGAAGUCCAAUCCUAAUCCCCCUGAUGUAGGCCCUACUGAGACCAGUCCAUCAGUUCGAACCAAUAGCCCCUCACCAGAAGUUCCCCUUCCCUUCACUGAACCUGUAAAAGAGAAGACCACUACCACUCCUGAACUUCUCAGGAGGAAGAAAAGAUUCAAGCCCAAAAGCUCCACUCAGUCAUUGGAUCUUCCCCGGCCCAGCGCCGACAUGGCACCGCUGGAAUCUGACACGGAGCUGGACCCUCCGGACCAAUCCAGUGAGUCGCCAGUGAUGACGCGAGCACUGCUAAAACAGAGAGACCUGGAGGACGGGGUUAUGUGGGAGGGUCGACAGCGCACUUGCGUGACUCUGGAGCGGGCCGGUAUUGCCCUGACGUCGCUCUUCACGCUGUCGGGCUUUGUCAGCGAGAAUCCCACCGCUCCCAUCCUGCUGCCCCGCAGACAGACACCGUCUUGCUUGAACGACUUCUGCCGACUUGGCUGCAUCUGCUCCAGUCUGGCACGGAACCCUCGCAGCAGCCACUGCGGCCGACCCGAAUGCAUGUUUGGCUGCAGUUGCCUGAAGCAGAAGGUGGUUCUGCUCAAGCACCUGGACAGCUCAGACUCUGGGUCGUCGCACCACAGCCGGGGCCACAGAAGGAGGAGGCACAAGAAGAGGAUGAAGAUGGCGUAUGUUCUGAAGGAUGCAGACAGUGCUGCCCACCCAGCGGAGCGGAUUAGGACCUUGUGGAAGAGACACAACCCGGACUCCGAUCCAGAUCCUAUCUUCAUCCCUAAAUCUCCGUUGCGCCACAAGGUACCACAGACGUUGUGCCACAGCAAAGGGCCGAAAAUGUGUGACAAUCAGAAGACGCAGGUACAAGCCCUCAACGGCAGCUGCGCCAGAGUACGAGUCUUCCGGGGAAAGAAGAUGCUAGUCAGAACAAAGGGUGGCAGCAGCUCAUCGGACCGUCCAACCAAACCCAUGAUGAAGAAACCCACCAAGAAAAAGAAAGGGAAGAGAAUGGGGAUGAAGGUGAGUGCUGCUGCGAUCCAAGCUGCCGGAUCAGAGGAUGCUUCGAGUAGUCGUGCUGGGCCGACCCAGAGUCCAGGUGCAAAGCCAAAGUUCACUAAACUGUCGGAGCUGCUAAAAAACCUGACCAUCAUGGCUGAGUGUACGUGGGACAACAUGGCGGAGCGGAACACUGUUAUCAUGACGCUGUGCAAGCUUCUGGCCCAGGGUCGGCUGGACAAGCCUAUGUGGAUCCACAACUACAUGAUUCGACCUUUCACAUACACCGUGAAGGAGGAUGGGGAAGAGCCGCAGGUUCAGUACCGCGUGUACAUUUCCAAACCACCGGCAGGGAGGAAGACCAAAUCUGAGAGCACUGUCAAUGAAGAGCCACUGGUCCAGGACAAGAGUGCCAGUCCAGUGGAGGAGGAAAUACCAGAAGUGAAGACAGAUCCUGUGGAGGACUGGCAGCGAGCUCUGGACUCUGAGAUAGAUGAGAAUGAAGCAGAGUCUGUGGAGGACUGGCAGCGGGAGGUGGAGUCGGAUGAAGCGGAUAAUGUGGACAAAGAUGAGCCCGUCCAGCAGAUAAUGACAAAAGACCUGGCGCUGCCCUUCCUGUCCAGGGUCUCACCUGCUGGCUUCCUCUCUGCCAGUUUGAAGCAGCCGAACAACAGCGACGUGGUCCAGGUGAAUGGGAAGUUCUAUCCUCUGGCCAAGAUCCAGUUGGGGAUGAUGGGUGCACUGCACCCUGCCAACCGCCUGGCUGCCUACCUAACCGGGCGCGUGGGUGUUGCCAAGAGACCGCCCAGUUCUUCGUCAUCUGUGGAAUCCGCUCAGGCCACCUCAACACCUCCCGUGGAGUCUGCUCCGACCACCUCGACACCUCCUGUGGAGUCUGCUUCGGCCACCGCAACACCUCCUGUGGAGUCUGCUCCGGUCACCUCGACACCUCCUGUGGAGUCUGCUCCGGCCACCUCAACACCUCCUGUAAACUUUGCUUCCACUACCAAUUCCUCUGAACCCCCACAGACCUCGUCCUCUGUACUCAAGAUCCAGGUCCAGCAUCCAGCAGCACCUGCGGUCUCCCCAAGCUUGCUGUCCUCUAUGGUGGUCCAAUCCAGUGCCCAGCUGAUCCCGCUGCCCUUAGUCCCGGCUCCUCCCAGCCAGAAGAUAAUGCUGAAGAUGGUCAUGACCAAAACUGGCGAGAAGCUAUUUCGCAGACCAGACGGGAAGCUGGUCAGACUGGUUCCGGUCUCCCAGUUGAAGAAGACCGACGUGGAAGCCCAAAAAGGUGUCUCCGCUGCUUCGGCCCUCCCCUGCACAGUGCCUGCACCAUCUGCCCCUCAACAGCCGAGCUCAGCUCCUGUGCUGCCUGUCAACUGUGGUCUGUCUGGCCUAAAAAACUUUAUCGCUUCCCAGAACCUGGUCAUGCUCCACUCAACUUCCAACCAAGUGAACCAGAAUGGAGCAUGUGCUACCAUUAAGGUCCUGCCCCAGCCGUCCAAACAGAGUCACCUGUUCCUUCGGCUCAACCCAAUACCCUCUGCAAAAACUGCUAGCACACCCCCGAUCCAACCGGCUGGUCCGGCUGUGGUCCCCCUCACAGCAUCUAAAGUCAAAGAGGUUGAAGUCACUCCUGCCUCAGUUUCAGAACCUCCACCUGCUGCUGUAGUAACUUUGACGCCGCCCGCAGUACAGACCCCAGCAGCAGCCCAAAAUCCAGCACCGACUUCCUCACCCACAGGCUCCCACAGAGUCUGUACUCAGAAUGAACAGGAAGUAAAGAAGGUGGAGGUCAAUACAGAGGAACAUUCGUCAGAUGGAGAGAUGGAGGACUCGUCCGCAAGCGACGAGGGAAACUCAGACGAAGAAAAGGUCCUGAAAGAUGAGCAUCGACGUGAUCACAACCAGAAGGAGAGGUGGCGCCGUGGAGAACUGGUGAAGUUAUUCAAAGAUCUGAGGAAGGUGAUGGGCUUGAAGACCCCGUUAUCCCAGCUCAGCAUCCUUGACAAAGCCACUACAGAGAUCCAGAAUCUGGCGGCGACUGAGCUCGACCUCCUCAUAAAGAAGAGAAGCCUCAGCAAAAGGAGAGACAGCCUCCUCAGCACCAUUGCUCCUUCCUCAGGUGGAUCGAGCCCCUCACAACAGCUCGUGAACAGUAAUGAUGAGGCAGACACAAAGAGUCCGGAGGAGACCUGGGACGAGGACGAGUGUGCAGCUCUGGAGAUCCUCCGAAGCCUCCUGCGCCAGACCCACACUUCUGACCUCCAGCUGCUAGACCUGGUGCGUCAGGAGAUCAGUGAUCAGCAGGACCUGAUGAGAAGGCUGAGGGGCGUGAAGAAGCGUCUGAAGCAACAGCGAGAAUCUUUGGUGCGACAGAUAUCUGAGCACACAGGUCAGAGCCCUGAGAUGAUCCAGUCCAAGCCUCUGUCGUCCAAACCGAGUGAGGUGGAGAUGAUUGAAAGGUCCUCCCCUUCUACAUCCGCCCCCCCUCUCCCUGCUGCUCUGUGUAACAACCCGCUCCCAGAUAUCCAGGUAGCUCCACGCAUCACCAGCCCCGCCCCAGCACCUCAGCAGGUAACUUCUUUAGCCUGCCAAGAUGCAGCUGAGCAAAAGCGGAGGACCCAUCCCAUCAUCCUGCGUCGUUCUCGACAGAAGGCCACGGUCUUGAAACAGAAACGAGCUGAGGCGCCAAUGAUGCCAGGCGCCACCUUGGUACCUCUCCCUGUGGUAGAGGCCCCAGACCGGCCAGCAGAAUCUUAUCCUGCUGAUGUCACAACACUCCUCCAUGAGCUCUCCUUCCUCAACCAGACAUCUGCUCGGUUGUUACCACAGAAACCGAGCACCCCGGACAAAGCCACCUCUCUCCCGCAAGACCCCGCCAAUAAUCAAACGACUCCCCCCGAGGACACUCAGGGGGAUCUCAAUGGUCACCUGGAGACUCAGCAGCGAGUUGAGUCGGUGACUGAGAACCUAAAGGGGAGUGUCCUUGCCCCACCUCCCCUGCUGCAGAUGAGGGUGGAUGCCCCCAAGAAGACAGAGCCAGCUGUGGCAUCCAGCCAGCACUCAGAGGAAGGUGUGGCCUGGAGGCCUAUGCCGAGACUGGUUCCCUUGGGACUGAAAGGAGCUCCGCCCACCUGAUGAUGUCAUCACGGUGGGGUUUGUUUUUUUGCACAUUCAGGGGCCAAUCACGGGCUCCCUUCUGCCUUGGCAACGACUGGCCAGUCGCCUGGACGUCACCAACGCGGGACUGACAAUGUCAGGAAUACAAGUUCACAAGUAUAUAUUUGAAAACAAACCUGUGAGCUGAAUGUAGUUUGUGUUCAGACGACUUUGAAUAUGUGUGUGAAUUCACUGGGUGACCCCUUGGCAGCAAAUUAGACAGAAUCUGUCGUAACUGUCAACACAUAACAGGUGAACCAAGACCAGCAGAAGAUCAACGACAUACGAAAUAUUGUUAGCCAUUCAUGGAUCCUGUGAGCAAGUCUCAAAUUUCAAGUGUUUGGGGUGCAGGUUAGCGAGGACAUACAUUGUUACAUAUCUAAAAGAUGUUUUAAAUAUCAGUUCUGCUCAACGUCGUCAUUCUGUAGAGAACAGCCGCAGGUAGCGUUUACCUCAGGGUAUUUAUCCCGAGCAAAAACAAUGGGUAAUGUAAAUGUAAAAAAAAAAACCCAGGCGCAGAAGGUCAAACAUUGUGAUCUGGUGUUGGCGUUGCCCCCGGUGGACAGUCGCUCUGUGCACACAAAGUGCGGUUCAGUGUUCUCCAGUCAGCCGCGCUUUUAUUUGGAAAACAGGUUACUGAGUUGACAGUUCUUGUGUAGGAAAACCUGUUUUGUGUUCCGGUUGUGGGAUGAGACAUGGUCUCAAGAACUGGUUGAAUAAACCUUAGAUGGAAAUUUCUAAAUAAA
Messenger RNA from Synchiropus splendidus (mandarinfish), 9391 nucleotides. RefSeq lists its product as uncharacterized. The coding region runs from base 660 to 8624 and encodes 2654 amino acids. The record is from RefSeq and is a predicted model, not a curated record. The transcript is spliced from 24 exons. Gene Ontology annotation, cellular component: nucleus. Gene Ontology annotation, biological process: regulation of transcription by RNA polymerase II; positive regulation of DNA-templated transcription; cell fate specification. Gene Ontology annotation, molecular function: protein dimerization activity; DNA-binding transcription factor activity, RNA polymerase II-specific; RNA polymerase II cis-regulatory region sequence-specific DNA binding. Lineage: Eukaryota; Metazoa; Chordata; Actinopteri; Syngnathiformes; Callionymidae.